AGCCCGCGUGGGCGGCCCCAGCGCGUGACGUCCUUCCGGUGGGCGUCGUGCGCGGCAGAGGCAGCCGCCAACGGAGAAGAUGGCGGCGCCCUCGCAGCAGCAGCAGCAGCAGCCACCGCCGCCUCAGGCCGCCGUGUCCGGCUCGGGCUCGGCCACCGCGACGGUGCCGGGGUCCCAACAGCAGCAGCAGGCGUUGUUGGCCACGCAGGCGCAGAUCCAGGGGGCGGCCCCCGGGGGGCUACAGCAGCAACAGCAGCAAGAUUUCGAUCCGGUGCAGAGGUACAAGCUGCUCAUCCCCCAGCUCAAGGAGAGCCUGCAGAACCUAAUGAAGGUGGCAGCCCAGAACUUGGUUCAGAACACCAACAUUGACAACGGCCAGAUGUCCUCCGCCUCUCCUUGUGGCAGGAAAAGCAGCGAUGGUGCCCUGCAACGCUUUGACAAGAGCCUCGAGGAGUUCUAUGCCCUCUGUGACCAGCUGGAGCUCUGCCUGCGCCUGGCCUACGAGUGUCUAUCCCAGAGCUACGACAGCACCAAGCACUCGCCCACGCUGGUGCCCACGGCCACCAAACCGGACGCGGUGCAGGCCGAGAGCCUCCCUUACACCCAGUACCUGAGCAUGAUCAAGGCCCAGAUUUCCUGCGCCAAGGACAUCCACAACGCCCUGCUGGACUGCUCCAACAAGAUCACCGGCAAGCUGCCCGCCCCCGGGGGCCUGUAGCCACCACCACCGGCCCGAGCCGGAGGACGGAGGGGGCGAGUUGAAACUGGACGGUGGCGGGGGGAGCCUCUUGUGUGAAGAAGCCCAAUCUGCAAACCCUGACUGCUGCUCUUGUGUCUCUGAUGAAGUCUGUGAGCCCCACUUGGGCCAACCCCAUGACCUUGAAUCUACCCCAGAACCGCGUUUGGCACUUAG
Messenger RNA from Tachyglossus aculeatus (Australian echidna), 913 nucleotides. It is a transcript of the gene MED29, whose product is annotated as mediator complex subunit 29. NCBI's taxonomy places the organism in Eukaryota, Metazoa, Chordata, Mammalia, Monotremata, Tachyglossidae. Gene Ontology annotation, biological process: regulation of transcription by RNA polymerase II. Gene Ontology annotation, molecular function: transcription coregulator activity; transcription factor binding. The record is from RefSeq and is a predicted model, not a curated record. Bases 80 to 718 code for a protein of 212 amino acids. Gene Ontology annotation, cellular component: mediator complex. The transcript has 4 exons.